Trypanosoma grayi is the source of this 342-nucleotide messenger RNA. RefSeq lists its product as hypothetical. Bases 1 to 342 code for a protein of 113 amino acids. Lineage: Eukaryota; Euglenozoa; Kinetoplastea; Trypanosomatida; Trypanosomatidae. The transcript has a single exon. The record is from RefSeq and is a predicted model, not a curated record.
AUGGACCCCCAUAAUCCGAUAGCCCUGCAAUUAAUCGUCCCGGGGUCGAUGCUCGUUUUUCCUCUUUCUUUAGGGGCGUGCGGUAUUCACGCGGGGGAUGCUGCUGUAAUGGCCCGUCUUCCCAAGGCGAUGGCGCUGCACUUUGCCCGACGGAUGGGCGACGUACCUCUUAGCAUUUUGAACCGCCUGUGCGAUAGCAUCGCCCUUACCAAGGGUUCCACCAAUGCCCCCCGUACACCAUGCAACCGCACCCCCUGGCUACCGCCGGUAGCGCGUAGGGGCCGCAGCUUGAGGCACAGCGUUCUCUCUAAUCGAGUCAUUUCGGCGGUGGGCCUCGCUUAG